Octodon degus (degu) is the source of this 730-nucleotide messenger RNA. RefSeq names its product germinal center associated signaling and motility (gene Gcsam). The transcript has 5 exons. Gene Ontology annotation, biological process: regulation of B cell receptor signaling pathway; negative regulation of lymphocyte migration. The coding region runs from base 1 to 567 and encodes 188 amino acids. The record is from RefSeq and is a predicted model, not a curated record. NCBI's taxonomy places the organism in Eukaryota, Metazoa, Chordata, Mammalia, Rodentia, Octodontidae.
AUGGGGAACUAUCUGCAGAGGGAGAACAGGUGGCAGCAGGAUACUCAAGAGGUGACUUGGAAUCUGAGGCUCCAAAAUGCCAAGCAGAAAAGAGCCAGGAAAAGAAUAUGUAUUUUCAAAACAAGCCAAGAUUCCCAAAAGAAAAGUAAGUCGCUGCCGUUCCAUCAUAUUUACACCGACCCAUCUGCCUACAGUCUGCCUAUGCUAGACAAAGGAACAACAUCUUCUCCCAGCAAGGACAAUGGGAACCAGACCUAUGCGGAUGAGGUGUGCUACGUCCUUAUCAAUCACACAUCCCUUAGGAAGAUAGCAUCGGGGAACUCUGCUGAAGAGGAGGUCACCGGAGAACUCUAUGAGAAUAUCUCCUGCAAGGCGAAUAGGCCCGGAGAGUCUCUGGGAGGCAUUGAGACAGAGUAUUCACUUCUCCGUGUGCCUUCCACCCCAAGACAUCCACCUUACCCAGAAGACGAAUAUGCACUUCUCAUGCCUAGGCCCUCCCCUUCUUCCCUCCGACAGCAACGGCCACGUGUGGCCCCUUUUGAGACUCAGUUUUCCCAUUUACAGUGAAGUGAUUGGACUGCCUUUGUUUAUCACCAGCAGAAAAAGUUGGGGCGGGGCUUUGGCUGAAGAAGCCUGGGGCACAGAGCUCCUAGCUUAUUUCUCUGGGGUCUCAGUAGAGAAUGGCACCCAAACCACAGGGCCUUGCAGAAACUGCUCAACAUCUAGCAUC